UGCAUGCAACUCACUCUCUCUCUCUCUCUCUUGCCAACCCCUUCACGAGAGUUACGUGGCCCUCUUCAUUUCAUCACCCACUAUAAACAUAAUCCAAUUCAUUUAUUCCUUUUCACAACACCCUGCAUGGAUGUGCCGCCUCAAGACGACGGCACGUCCGACAGCCGCCGCAAGGGCCCCGGAAAGAGGAGCGCCGAGGCCCCUCCGCCCAACGCGCCAUGCGGCGCCUGCAAAUUCCUCAGAAGGAAGUGCAUCAGCGGCUGCAUAUUUGCCCCUCAUUUCGGCUCCGACCAGGGAGCCGCCCGCUUCGCCGCGGUUCACAAGGUCUUCGGCGCCAGCAACGUCUCCAAGCUCUUGCUGCACAUCCCGCCCAACCGCCGCCACGAUGCCGUCGUCACCAUUUCCUACGAGGCUCAGGCCAGGCUCUCCGACCCCGUCUACGGUUGCGUCUCCACCAUUAUUGCGCUGCAGCAGCAGGUGGCAUCACUUCAAGCAGAGCUAUCAGUGGUGCAAACUCAGCUAAUGAACAGCAGAUAUGUGAUGGCAAAUGCAUUUCAAAAUCCACCACAGCAGCAGCAGCAGCAGCAGAUUUGUUAUUCCAACACUUCUUCGGCUUCGAACAACCUAAUUAGCAUGCACAGUUUCAGCCCUAACUUUGGGGAAACAAACAGUUUUGAGCCCAUGCAUGAAGAUCACGAAGAGGAGGAAGAGACCCAUGAUCCUGCAGUUGUUGCAUUUGCUAAUAACAUUUUUCAAUGAUUUAAUUUAUAUACCCAUUUAUGUAUUUGUAAGAAAUAAAUUAAAUGUUGUUUCCA
Messenger RNA from Salvia miltiorrhiza (redroot sage), 815 nucleotides. Its product is annotated as LOB domain-containing protein 20-like. The record is from RefSeq and is a predicted model, not a curated record. Gene Ontology annotation, biological process: hormone-mediated signaling pathway; positive regulation of DNA-templated transcription. Lineage: Eukaryota; Viridiplantae; Streptophyta; Magnoliopsida; Lamiales; Lamiaceae. The coding region runs from base 4 to 759 and encodes 251 amino acids. Gene Ontology annotation, cellular component: nucleus. The transcript has 2 exons.